AUGCAACCUACCGCGACUCAGUCUCCCAUGACUCCUCCCGUCGCGCCCGACCCGAUCAGAGAUGCCAUGAUGGCAAGCAUUGGCCGUGUCGAAGAACUCCCUCUUGACAAUACUAAGCGCGAGUACCAUGAUCGGCUGCGCCCUCGUCGUCCUGUCGUCCCCACGCAAACUUCUGAGUCCCUCCAGGGAUACUUGAAGUUGGCCAAGACCGGCCUUGAUGAUGACGAGGCCAAGGGUGUUCAAAACCUCAGCGACUUGGGCGGUCCAAGUGCCUACCGGGCCUCUGGAGGUCCUUCGCAGGACUAUGUUCCCAAGCCCCGCCCCGCCAAUGAUGCCUAUGCUGGCAUGAAGACCAGCCCGAAUGGCAUCCUUCUUCCACCCGGCGCUGAGGUCAGGAUCUUUACUAAGGCUAGUGGUAACAGUGCUGGUACCAAUGUUCUGGUCCAGGCUGUUGGAGGCACCGAGCAGACCUAUGUUACUCAAGCGACCAGUUCUCAGACAACUGGCGCCACCCAGGUGACGUCUGCGAUGUCUUCUCAGGGCGCUUCUGUCACCUUCAAGGGUAGUCAGCAUAAACCCGGCCAAGGAAGCAUGUCUGCUUUGCCUCCUCACCUGAGGAAGAAGCCCGCUGAGGGUGAUUUUUCUUCUCCCUUGUCUGCCCAGACCACUCAGUCUACUCAGGCCGACAAGCAACCUGCCCAGCCUACUCAAUCUACUCAGACCGUCAGUCCUGCACUGUCUACCCAGCCUGCUCAGGUUGCCAAGACACAGACUCCAGUUGCUGCCGUUGCUCCUCCUAUUACCAAGGCCUCUUUGCCCAGCGAGGGACGUAUGGAACAUGAUUGUGCACCAGCUAACGACUCCACCUUGCCUUCUGACAGACAACUGUUCUCGUCUACUUGCAAGGGAAAGAUUGGAGGUCCUGGUGGAUCAUGGGAAGAUGUCAUCGUCAAACUCAAGGUCGUCUUCACCGAGAAUCGCCCCGAGGGCCACGCCAUGUUCGUCAUGGAGUACAAGGACAUUCUCACCAAGAGCCACGGUCUGGAAACUUACCGCUGCGUUUAUGCAAAGGGUAUCUUGGUGAUCUGCAGCUUUAUCGACUCCUCAAACGACAAACCCCGGGAAGAGCGAUACAGCUUCAGGUUCCCAGACGAGAGCACUGGAGUGGAGUUUAACCUUCAAUGCGACAACAUCAAGCGUGUGAUGGAGUACAUCCUGAAGCACGCCAUCCCUGCAAAGAGCGAGGCGGUCGAACCCUCGGCAAAGCAAGAGGCAGAGGCAGAGUCGCUUCCCGAGACGCCUUCGGAGAAGACGGCAGUCGGCACUCCCACCCCCGAGCCUGUUUUGAAGAUGGUUGCUGCGCCCAAGACCGACGUCGAUAAAAAUGCCUCGAAGACCACAGACCUUGAGGAUGCCUUCGACAAGCUCGCACUUGAUAAGGUCAAGGGCUCCUCAAUGUACACGGCGGAGCGUACGGCGGAACGUAGGCAGUACAGUGCCGAACAGCUUCUCGAGAGACGUUCGUCGGCUGAGAUGCCUCCCGGCAUCAAGGAUGUCAAGAUUCCUCUACAGAAAGACCGAGGUGGUCGAUUGCCCCCUCAUCUCCAUUCCAACCGUCGCCAGGAGUCAAACGCCGAUCAGCAGGCCAAGGCCAAGCUUCACCAGGAGUGGCUGUCCGGCAACAAGACUACGGCUGAUCUUCAUCAAGAGAGCGUCGCGAGCCCGGAGUUGCCCGCCACUGCUUCUACCAUGGCUCCUGUUGGAAAAAGCGAUGCUUUGGUCGAGGUUGAGAUCAACGAUCAGGUGGUCCAGCCGCCUAUCAAGGACGCUCCCAUCUUCCAGGAGUCCGAGUCUAUGAAAGAGUCUUCUAUCCAGAAGCCCGAGUCUACUGAUGCACGCGUCGCUGACGAGUCGCUGAUCUCAUUCAAGACCAGCAAGUCCGAGGUCGACUCUGCUGUCUCCAUGCAGCCUACCUCCACUGCCCCCACCGUCGAAGAUGAAACGCUCAACACCAGUCUUUCUCAAGAGGUCGGCACUCCAGUGCCCGUGGCUGAGUCGACUGCCAAGCAGACUGACGCAGCUAACGCUACUGAUAACUCAGAGCAGCCAAUUCCUGUCAUGCCGCCUGCGCAGGCCAACCCCCACCCGGGCUACAUUCACGGCGUCCAAGGCAUGCCUCCCCAGAUGCCGACUCCCAUCAUGGGAUCUCCUCACAUGGCCGGUCCCGCUAUCUACCAUCCGUAUGGAGCUCAGCAGAUCAUUGAGUCUGCGAUGCAGCAGCACUUGCCCGCUAAUGGAGUCUUGCACGCCAUCUCCGUGACCUACCACGUCAGCCAGGGACCUUCCUCCGCUCAACAGAACGGCGGCCAUCAGUCUGCGCCCACCAUGUAUAACAUGACUCAUCAGCUGAACACUGGCACAGGCUUUUCGCCUAGAGCGCAGGUCUUCCAGCCUGUUGUCCAGGGCCAGACUGUCAACAGUAAUGGACCCAAGAUGCGUCGUGGCCUCGAGAGCUCGAGAUUUGCCACUGGAUUCUCUGGUGCCAAGUACGCGGGCUCGUUCACCGGAAUCGCGGCUGAUGAGUAG
Messenger RNA from Colletotrichum gloeosporioides, 2586 nucleotides. RefSeq lists its product as uncharacterized. The record is from RefSeq and is a predicted model, not a curated record. NCBI's taxonomy places the organism in Eukaryota, Fungi, Ascomycota, Sordariomycetes, Glomerellales, Glomerellaceae. Bases 1 to 2586 code for a protein of 861 amino acids. The transcript has 4 exons.